GCCUUUAUUUACAGAUGAACCUCAACAGCGGCGCCGUCGCCUUCACUUUCGGUAUUAUUUUCCUAGUUCUAUCCAUCUGUUUUGCCUGCCUCCGCCUUCGCCGGCUCUCCGGCAACCCCACCAUGUUCAAUUUUCUUGCACGUCCUUCUGCCGCCGCCAUACCAGUUGAAGCCGUCGAACCCCCCGCGGUAGCAGAACGUGGUCUCGAUGACUCCAUUAUCAACAGCUUCCCCAAGCUCUCCUACUCUGAGAUGAAGAAAAGCUCUUAUAAUAAUCCCAACAAUACUGAAGACCCUUCUAAUAAUUCCUCUUCAUGUUCCAUCUGCUUAGCAGAUUAUAAGGAAGAAGACAUGUUAAGGUUGCUCCCUGAUUGUGGCCAUCUUUAUCAUCUUCGUUGCGUUGACCCAUGGCUCAAGUUACACAACACUUGCCCUGUAUGUCGAACUCGAACCUUCCCUUCUGUUAAAGCUGACGAUGAUCGGUCAAAUAACUCCGUCGAGGGGGACAUAGUUUGAUCGUCGGUCGGCGUUUUGUGUUGCACGUAGAUGAAAAUACUGAGUCAAAUACAUAGGAUUGAAUGAGUCACCAUGUUUUCUGUGUAUAUAAAUUGCAUUUAUUUGUCAUAUAC
This is a messenger RNA of Neltuma alba, 628 nucleotides long. RefSeq names its product RING-H2 finger protein ATL68-like. NCBI's taxonomy places the organism in Eukaryota, Viridiplantae, Streptophyta, Magnoliopsida, Fabales, Fabaceae. Bases 15 to 515 code for a protein of 166 amino acids. The transcript has a single exon. The record is from RefSeq and is a predicted model, not a curated record.